GUUAAUAAAUGAUUAGUCAUUCAAGCGUAAAAAAAGCAUUCAGGUGUAGAAAAAGAAAUUUCGAAAUAUGUAUGAAAGAAAUAUAUGUUUAAUAUUUAUUUAAUAAAUUAUAGUCAUGCAAUCAAUGCCGCGUGUUUCAUGUCAAACUGUAUUGAAUGUGAAAAUUCAAGGUCUAAUAAAACAGUUUUUCGAAUUUUAAAAUUAUUUAUUAGAAUUGUUUUAAAAUUAGUUCUAUGAUAUGGUACAAUAAAUAAUAGUAACUUGGGUAAUUAUAGGAAUAAUAAAACAUUGUUAUUAUACUAAAAAACUUCAUUAUAUCUACUCCGGAUGAUAAAAGUCAGUUCCAGAUGAAUACAAUUUAUCAAGUCUUUUAGCAGCAUAAACCAUCCUCAUUUCAGUUGACAUUGACUACAUGCUUACGUGCAUUGUGCAUUUUUCUGGACAAACAAUUAGAAUAUUUGAUCAAUCAGAAUUGUCAUUCUAUUAUCAUCGAAUAAUUUUCAAUCGAUAAAAAAUAAAUAAAAAAGUAUGAUAAAUAUUUAAAUAUUGUAGAAAAGGUAUUAUAGCAGUAUAAAAAUUAAGACGAUGGAACAUACAACAUUUAUUAUUUAAAAUCCAACCAACUUUCAAUUUCUUUCUGUUUGUCACUACAUUACCACUUUUGGUAUUUUUUUCUUCAAUCACGAUUUAAUUGCACAUGAUGAGCGAAAUCAUUCCGUUUCUGUUUUGAACACAUUUUUUUAAAAAAACAUUCACAAUUCGGAAAAUGAAACUGAAACCAAAGUUCAACUUCUCGAGAGAGUAUUAAAAAGAAGUGAUCUCUACGGAGGAGGUGAAAAUGAAACACUUGACAUAAAAGAUGUUAAUGAAACAUAUCAAGUACAUCAUUAGUAAUGCUCUUUUUUCUCACUAUGGCAACAUUCAUGCUUAUUUAGCUGGAAUAAUAAAUGGAGCAGACAACAUAACCUAUUUUUCACUCAAGGAAAAUGUAUUUAACCAACUUUCAAAAAAUUACCAAAGCAGGGAUUAUUGUUCAUCUAGAAAUAAAAACUUUCCACUCACCAAUUUAACAGUUGAAAAAGUAUUCAAUGAACAUAUUUGGUCGUUGAAUAUAUAUACGCAAUAAUAGGUUUAAAAAGUGCCAAAUUAUUUCAAGUUGAUGUUUCGAAUCUAACAUUUGAAAAUUUUAUUCAUUUGUCCCGAGGAAUUGAAUUAGAAAUUCUUGAUAAUGAAACAUAUCAAUUUGCUUUGGUUCCAAAUUAUCAAAUGCAUUGUAUGACAUGUCCACGAUGGCUAAGGAAGAGGAACGAGGACAUAUACCUAUUAUUUGCCAUAGUAGAAAAUAAUAAAAAUGAUUUUUAUGCCAUUAGACAGGAGAAAAAUACUUUGACUUUACUUAAGAGUAAUGGAAACGAAAAAGAGUUCGCUAGAAUAGUCGCUAAUGAUUCCUCCUUAACUAUGGAACUGGAAAUAUUUUCCCGGUUCUUCAAAUUACGUAAUGAAAAUUAUAAAGUAUUUAUCCAAAAGGUAGCAGACAUUAAGACCAAACUGUUUGUAAAUGGUCUAAAGAAUUAUUACCGAGAUUCAACCAAAGCGGAGAAAGUAAUUGAUUUUAUGAAAUCAUUGGUGCCAUUUUAUACCUGUAUUGAAAAUAUAAAAUCUGGAUAUCAAGGAGGAGCAGCCAUAAGUUGUUCCCUUGACGCUCUUGGUCUUCUUCCAAUAGCUGGCGUUACAGCAAAAUAUUCGUCUAUUAUGUGGAGAAGUUUAAUUAAUGAAAUGGCAGACCAAUCACUGUUUAUUCUUGCAAAGUCACCAAUUAAUUCAUUAACAUUAUUUAUCGGCUUCAAUCAAAUUUACAAAACAGGAUUUCAAAUAAUAAUGGAAGAAAUUCUUACCAAGCACCUUUUGAAAGACUUGACAGUAGCCUCCCUACAAACAUUAGAUCCUGGUUUUGAACAAUAUUUUCAAUUUUUAAGAUUCUCCAAAAAUAUGGUAGGAAAAUUAGUUCAUACUUUGUCCUCAAAAUUAAUAAACAUUUCUAAAGUGGAACAUCUUCUAGAAUCGAUUAAAUCUGCAAAGAAUUUUAUUUACAAAACAGAAACUUUGGUCGAUCAAACGGGUCUUAUACCAAGUAUUAUUCAAGAACAGAAUAAUUUUAAAAUCGUUAAAUAUCAUUAUACUGGUGGUUCGAAUUAUUUCGGUCCAAAAUGCAUAACAUCGUUUGGAAAAACUGCCGAAUUAAGAACAAUCGAAGAAAACUUGUUUUAGUUACCAGUGGUGCCUGUAAAAUUAUAUGCUAUAGAAUAUAUGAUCCAAUAACUGGAGAAAUUUCUAAGACGAAUUUUGCAAUGGGAGAAGACGGUAUUCUUAGACUGAGGGACAAUUAUAUUAAUCUACCAGUAGAAGAACAAAGAAAUGUGUUUGCAUUACGUAAUUAUCACGAGUAUAAUUCGGAAUUGGAGUGGAUGAAGUCACUUUUUAAGAAAAGAAGAAUCGCCAGGUAAUUUAUUCUACAAAUAUUUUUAUAAUGUUUACAGUAAAAGAAUUAAAUGAUUCAUAUAUUGGUCUUUAUUUACAUUAUUUUUUUGUUCACAUCUGCACUGAGAAAAAUAAACAUGACUGGGCACUGUGCUGACAGGAAUGAUUCCUGUCCAAAAAAAAACGAACCGCUUGACUUCAGAAUUCCCAGAACCUCACGAGCAGACUUUCCCAAUAACAAUAUUCCUGGAACUUCAAGAAGUAGUUUAAAUCGCCAAAUUAGCAGAAGUAGUUUUUAUCAACUAGAUGUGCAGAAAACAAUCGAUUUAAUAAACAUAUUUAAGGAAAAAGGAUUGGCAGGUUUAAUAGAGGACAAAAAUAUAUUAUCAUUUCGAACAACUGUUAAUUCUUUGGAAUCUUAUCAAAUGAUGAAGAAAAUACUAAAACCAGAUGUUAAACUGUGGUAUACAGAAACAUUAACACGACCAUCUAUCGUUAAUGAUUUAAAGGAUCUAAAGGGAAAAUAUUUUUAUUUUAACGAUUUAACUCUUCUAUCUGAUAUCGCUCCUGCUGAUAUAAUUCCUCUUAGAAAAGCAAAAUUUACUUUUAAAACAGAAGUUCGUUAUCACAUGGAAUUUGAUUCUGAAUUCGGUUACGUUGAUCUUGGUGCAUUACAUAAUAAAUUUAAAAAUCAAUACAUUGUAUUUCCAGAUGUUCAGUUUUUUGUAAAGGAUACUGAAUUUUUUAAUGGAAAAGAGAUAUUAGUUUUCAAAUUACAACAAACAAAAAUAUCAAAAGAUGAUUGGUUGAAAACUCGAGAAAAACAUAAUAAAAUAGUUUCUAUUAAUGAAAUAAGACAAGAAACAAAAAGGAGUGAAAUUAUUGAGAUAAAUGCCUUUUUUGUAUCUUCAAAAACACCUUUGAAAAAAUUUACAAAUAUAAAGGAGAUUAUGAAAAAUUAUAUUUUAAGAAUGGAUGAUACUGCAGUAGGUUCAGCUCCUACUUACGAAACAUUGGCCAGGGAAAUUUAUGCAGGUUCUAUUAAUAGUGUAAGUCUAAUUCCUUAUCAUUUUAACAAGUGGAAAAUAACGAAUAGCAAAUACGUUAACGAUGUACUUUAUCAUAAAACAUUGCAUCAGAUUGAUUACCGAUGUUAAAAUUGCAAAAAGUACGAUAGACACAAUUUUUAAUGGAAUAUUUUGUGUCUAAACUUGUUAUUUGAUAGU
This is a messenger RNA of Leptopilina heterotoma, 3704 nucleotides long. RefSeq lists its product as uncharacterized. The transcript is spliced from 4 exons. Lineage: Eukaryota; Metazoa; Arthropoda; Insecta; Hymenoptera; Figitidae. Bases 2550 to 3635 code for a protein of 361 amino acids. The record is from RefSeq and is a predicted model, not a curated record.